This is a messenger RNA of Pieris macdunnoughi, 939 nucleotides long. Lineage: Eukaryota; Metazoa; Arthropoda; Insecta; Lepidoptera; Pieridae. The record is from the annotation of a GenBank genome assembly.
AUGCCGGGCAGUGCCGCUGUCGCCGGUCAGCCUGCGGUAUCUGCCGUGGUGGAGGUGGGUGUGUGGGGUGUGCGCGUGCGUGGCGCUGGGCUGCGCAUGAGUCACGCGUUGCGUCGCAUCUCCUUCGCCACAUGUGACGCGCCACGAGCGCUCUUCGCCUUCGUCGCACGUGAGCCCCGGGAUCGCGCACACGCGCACUACUGCCACGCCUUCGAGACCGAGCAUCCGCACCAGGCGGAGGAGCUGAAUGCGCUAGUGGGAGAUGCGUUCCGCAUGGCGUUCGCCUCGCAGCUACAACCCUCUGCUCCACUUUGGAGCAAGGAGGUAAGCGGUGGUCCGCGAGCUCCUGACUCGCUGCCGGGCCUCGCGCACCACUACCCGCGCUGCCACAGCAGAUCUCCCGCACGAUGCGACGCGACGGGCGGCGAGAACGCAGAGGGGUCGGCGAGCGAGGGCAGCGAGGGCAGCGAAGCGAGCGAGGGCAGCCCCAGCUCCUCCGAAGACUGGGUCUCCCCCGGCGACCCGAGUCGCUAUCGUCGCCUGGCCGAGCGACCGCCCCUGAUGAAGCGACUGGCCCUCGGGCUCAGCGGGGCGCUGCUGCAGCCGUCCGACGACGACGCCACUCCUCUCGUCACCGACACGCCCACCACGCCGACUAACGUGCCUCUGUGCCUGAACGGUGGCUACAUCAACGAGGCCACCGAGGCGGCCCGCCGAGCUGCGUCCGGGAGGGGCCUGGAGUUUCGCAGAGGGGACGCUCUCUCCAACGGUCGCGGCGGAGGCAGCGCACCCGCAUCCUCGUCCUCGGGAGAGUCGUCGGGCGGAGCGUCGCGCGAGUCCCGGGAGUCGCGGGGCUCCGGGAACAACAACUUCCGGCCGAUAGAACCCGAACUGAAGAAUGCGCCCUGGUUCCAGCAGGGAAUACCGAGAGAGGUUUAG